Pimephales promelas (fathead minnow) is the source of this 3336-nucleotide messenger RNA. RefSeq names its product clathrin interactor 1a (gene clint1a). Gene Ontology annotation, cellular component: endosome; plasma membrane; clathrin vesicle coat. Gene Ontology annotation, molecular function: clathrin binding; phospholipid binding. NCBI's taxonomy places the organism in Eukaryota, Metazoa, Chordata, Actinopteri, Cypriniformes, Leuciscidae. Gene Ontology annotation, biological process: endocytosis. The record is from RefSeq and is a predicted model, not a curated record.
CGCUCCUUCAUCGCUGCCUGAAGCAGCGUAACUUUAGAGUUCAUGCUUUGGCUGUCGUGACAGCUCGACUGGCGCGACCAGCGGAUUUCAAGGGCUGGAACACCUUUUUUCGCGAUCGAAAGACAUACCAACACAGCCAAGAUGUUGAAUAUGUGGAAAGUGAGGGAGCUGGUUGAUAAAGCAACCAAUGUUGUGAUGAACUAUACUGAAACUGAGUCUAAAGUUCGAGAAGCCACCAAUGACGACCCAUGGGGACCCUCUGGACAGUUAAUGGGGGAGAUCGCCAGGGCUACGUUCAUGUACGAGCAGUUUCCUGAGGUAAUGAAUAUGCUGUGGACUAGAAUGCUGAAAGACAACAAGAAAAACUGGAGAAGAGUUUACAAGUCUUUACUGCUGCUGGCGUACCUGAUUAGAAAUGGAUCUGAACGGGUGGUCACGAGUGCAAGAGAGCACCUGUAUGACUUGCGUUCAAUUGAAAGCUAUCAUUGUGUAGAUGAGAAUGGCAAAGACCAGGGUAUCAAUGUGCGUCAGAAGGUAAAAGAGAUGCUAGAGUUUGUCCAGGAUGAUGACAGAUUGAGAGAAGAGAGGAAGAAAGCCAAGAAGAACAGGGACAAAUAUAUAGGCGUGUCUUCUGACAGUAUGUCGGGUUUCAGAUACUCGGAGGACAAGUUUGAUUUCAAAGAAUCAAACUCAAAAUGGGAUGAAGACUGGGACAAAAGCAAGGGGGCUUUCCCUUUCAGUGAGAAACUGGGAGAGAUCAGCGAUAAGAUUGGAAGCACCAUUGAUGACACAAUCAACAUGUUCCGCAAAAAAGACAGGGACGACUCACCUGACAGAUUCAGUGAGGCAGAUGAGGACCGUCGGGGAACGCGAAACGGGCAGAUGGGGAAAUCCGAAUUUAAAGAUGAAGAGACGGUGACAACAAAAAGCGUCCAGAUCGUCCAGGCCACGGAGACCACUGCCACUCGUAAGAGAGGUGUUCCAUCCAAAACGAUAGACCUGGGAGCAGCUGCGCGUUACACUGGCGAUAAACCCUCCACCGACUCGAACACAAGCCAGACCACAUCAGCAGUGAACCAGCCUAGUUCUGGUCUGGUGGACUUGUUCUCGGCAGAUCCUGUACCUGCUCAACCAGCCUCCAAAGGUUUACAAUCUGACCUGAUUGGAGGUUUUGCUGAUUUUUCUUCUUCUGCAGCUGCAGCAACUCUUCCAUCAUCACCUGCCCCAGCGUCUAGUGGAAAUGGAGACUUUGGGGAUUGGAAUGCUUUUCCUGCAGCCCAACCAGUUGUCCCGGCAGCCCAGCCUGUCAACUCUGUAGGAAUAGACCUUUUCUCAGGUCUGCAGGUGGCCCCUGCUCCUGCAUCCAUGGCACCCUCAUCUGACCUUUUUGACCUAAUGGGCUCCUCCCAGACCACUAACUUCAGCACCUCCCAAAGCAUGAACUUCUCCAUGACGACCUCUCAGACCAUUGGCAUGCCAGCGUCCAAAUCACAGCCACUGCAGACUAUGGGGGCCUCACUGAUGCCCCAGCAACCGAUGGCCCAGAAGCCCAAUCCCAAAGUGUCUGUGCCUUCCACCUGGUCCAACUCUAAUGUAGACAUAAGCUUGGACUUCCUUGGCCCUGGCAUGCAGCCACCCAAACCUUCUCAACCCACACUCAACAUGAUGCAGCAUGGAGUUCCGACUCCUGUCAAUAUGAUGACUCAGGGCUUUGCUGGAAUGAACCUGGGCAUGCAGGCUGCCACUACAAUGGUCAGACCGCCCACCAACACCAUGAUGGGAGGAAUGAACAUGGGGAUGCAGCCUGGCAUGAUGGGUAAUGUCAUGACCAUGCCACCCAUGGGAGGGAUGCCAGUCAAUCAGGGCAUGAUGGGAAUGAAUAUGAACAUGGGUAUGUCUACAGCUGCCAUGGGGAUGCCAGGAAGCAUGGGUACUGGAAUGGGGAUGAACCCUGCCAUGGGACAGCCUAAACAGGAUGCCUUUGCAGAUUUUGCCAACUUUGGGAAAUGAAUUGCAAAGUAUUAAGUGAACAAUCUUUCAGGAGAUGUGACCAUGAAGAAGCUAUGAAGAGCUAGAAGACAAAGACUACUUGAAAGAUGUCAAAUAAAGCCUCACAGGAAAUGUUUGUUCAUAUGAUGCUGAUGUUCAACUGGAUGAUUAUAUUAUUUUCAAUGUUCUUCUGAUUCAGCUGCACCAAGGAGCCCUGAUGAGGGUGGCUGGUUUGUUCUGAGAAUCAUUUCAGUCAUUGCACACACACACUCACGCACGUCCCACGUUUCCAUUGCGUCGGGAUAUCGCUUUAAGGAAUGUGAUGAUGGUGAAUGACUCUUGAUUGGCCUUAUCCUCUUAUAUAGCUAGUUAAUUUAACCCAGGAAAUAUUUGGGUUUCUAAUACUGUUGAAAAAUCCUAAUAAUCCAUUCUGGCCUUUCCUCUACUCUGCCUUAAGAUGAUAACCUGUAAAUAUUUUUGCGCGCAGACAAUAAGUUAUUGAGUUCCAUGAUUAACGAAUUAUGACGGUGAGGAUUUUUGUACGGAGUAAAGCUUGUGAUCACUUUGCCAUUUUGUAUUUGAUUUUAACCAUUUUCUGAAGAGAAAUGAAGUACUCUAAAAUCAAGAUGAUAGAAUUACAACUCCAAAUCAAAACCUUUGUGGCCUUAAAUAGUAAAUGUGUAAUCUGAUCUACUUUGCAUCUUUAUGAAAAUUUGUCAUUAAACACAUGGUGCCUGUCAGCCUUCCUAAAAUAAAUUCUUUAUACAAUAUGAAAAGUACAGUAUUUAUUAAAGGUACUGUUAAAGAUGAUACAUCUAGAGUGGUCUACAUAUAUGCAUACACUUUUUUAUGUUUUUGCAUGGUUAACUUAUAAGGAAGAGUGGGUAACUAAAGGAUAUCUGAACCCGAUAUGGGUUCGUAUUUGUAUGCAGGUCUGCUCAUGCUGAGUGUAGGGUGAGGCUGUGUGUUUGGAAACCCUGGUAGCACUGUGUUGGAUGCUGUAUCCAGAGGACCAUCACUGUAUUGUCAAUAUCAUGUUUCUGCUGACGCUAAUCGAGCCCCUCUCUUCCAUUCUGAGGCAUUUUACAAGCAGAAUGACCAAAUUCUUCCUUUCUCGUUUCUUUCUUUUGUCCCCCUGACGGGUUGGUUUAGUUUUUUUAUAGUCGGGUCUGUUUGGUUGGGGAGUGUUACUGGAAACACUAUAUGUUUAUGCAAAUCUACAGCAAGCAACAAAAAACAAAAAACAAAAAAUUUCUUCCACUGAGAAUGUUUAAUGUUUUCAAUUUCAUACAAUGACUUGAUUGUACUUAUGAUCUUUUAUGAAUGACAAUAAAGAGUUGAUUUCUA